Molecule: messenger RNA, 1608 nt
Organism: Dichotomopilus funicola
Lineage: Eukaryota; Fungi; Ascomycota; Sordariomycetes; Sordariales; Chaetomiaceae
Exons: 2
Coding region: 1-1608 (535 amino acids)
Source: RefSeq, a predicted model, not a curated record
AUGUCCCAGACGGCGACGGCGAUCACGUCAACUCCUUAUGUCUGGGAAGAUGUCUUACCAAACGAGCAGGAGACUUUCCAUGAUGAGAAGACGUCGGUGAUUGAGAACAACUCGCCCGCGUCGGCCCGGCCACCACUAGCAUUUCAAAACGGGAACUCCGUCACGCGCACCCCAGCGAACCCCCAGUCCUCUUCCGAGAGCUACAGCGAUGAGGAACCCUUCGAUGCCGUCCACUCUGCGUCUCUUGAUCACACGGAGCGAACGCCUCGCCUCAUCCAAGAUCAUGGACUGCCCGGGAGCCCGAUUGACCAGCGCACGACAGCGAAAGGGGAUUCUUCGGAGGCUAUGCACAAAAAGGUUUUGGCGGGGCGGCACCCGAAUAUGGACAACGACGAAAAUUCAAAAUGGAUUCACCGAGACAAGCUCGCAAAGAUUGAAAGCGAGGAACUCCAGGCUGCCGGCAUUUUCCUGCCCCGCCAAAGGGAUAGAGCAAGAUCGAAAAGUCAAAAUAGGCCAAAACGGGACCAGAGCCAGGACCAAGCCAAUGGGUCGGGCAGGUCGAUCGGGGGACCUGAGUCCAUUGUCUCGCGCUCAAGGAAGAAUUCGGCAGCCACAACGACCGAUGCAAGAACGGUUGAUCUUUCAAUCAUUCCUAGCUGGGAUCUGAGACGCCCAUCGGAGAUAUUAGAAGAGGGAGAUGGGCACUGGACAUCUAACGGAACUGGCAAAGGAUCUUCCCGAAUCCCGGUGGCAAAGACCAGCCCGGCCCCUCUGCCAAACGAGCAUCUCGCACGGGACACGCGCCUAACGCGGAAGCGAGAGGGGAGCCCUGGCGAAGAAGACUCGAUAACAUAUCCCAAGCCACGGGCCCGGAGUGGCAGUACGGGCAACGCCCUCAGUCCCACAAAAACGGCGGGGGCCGGUUCGGGUGGACAAAACACGAAACGACCCGACUCCUCUCCUAAGAAAACGGGGACGGCGGCAGGCGCAAGAAAACCGAAACCGGCCAAUGGCUCCGCGGGACGGCCGAAGACAAGGGGUGGCCCGAGCAAAGACUCCACGAGCAGCGGAAACGGCACUCGACCAUCAACCAGAUCCGGAGAUCGUGAGUUUUCGACCGGCAACUCCAAGCCGAUGGAAGGCGAACCUCCAUGGAUGGUCUCAGCUUAUCGCCCUGACCCGCGGCUCCCGCCAGACCAGCAGCUGCUACCGACAGUCGCGAAACGUUUACAGCAGGAAAAAUGGGAGCGGGAGGGCAAGUUCGGAAGUGUCUAUGACAAAGAAUUCAGGCCGCUCACCGACGAAGGCUUCCUCAGACCCCCUGAAGGCAGCGGGCAGGAGCAGGAAGCAGAGAAAGUCACUGAAGAUGAGCAGCAGGACGAACAACCCGGGUGGCCGUUGAAAGGGGAUUCAAAGAAUUCGGCGAUCCCAGGCCGAUCGAAUUCGUACUCCACCAUGCCUAAGAUUUCCGACACGCCUGUCAACACAAUGCCGAGCCCCAGGACACCGGGUCAUCAGUCGCAGCCCUCGCAAACGACCAAGGCACCUGAACCAGCCGAAGAACCGGAAGACAAGAAGGCGGGGUGCGGCUGUUGCAUCGUGAUGUAA